Messenger RNA from Ailuropoda melanoleuca (giant panda), 1786 nucleotides. RefSeq names its product TNF alpha induced protein 8 like 3 (gene TNFAIP8L3). Lineage: Eukaryota; Metazoa; Chordata; Mammalia; Carnivora; Ursidae. Gene Ontology annotation, biological process: regulation of apoptotic process. Gene Ontology annotation, cellular component: cytoplasm. The record is from RefSeq and is a predicted model, not a curated record. The transcript is spliced from 2 exons. The coding region runs from base 159 to 773 and encodes 204 amino acids.
CAUUGCCCAACCCGCGCCGCCGGGGCCCGCCGCCCGGCUACCCGCACCGAGUGAGCCGCGGCAGCCGGAGCCCGGACGCCGGCCUCGAGCGCCCCGCGGACGGGCGGGCGGCUGUGGACGGGCGGGCGGCUGUGGAAGUCCGGCCAGCAGCCCGCAGCAUGGAUUCGGAUUCCGGCGAGCAGAGCGAGGGCGAGCCCGUGACAGCCGCAGGUCCUGAUGUUUUUAGUUCCAAGAGCCUUGCCCUUCAAGCCCAGAAGAAGAUCCUGAGCAAAAUAGCCAGCAAAACCGUGGCGAACAUGUUGAUUGAUGACACCAGCAGCGAGAUCUUCGAUGAGCUCUAUAAAGUCACCAAAGAGCACACCCACAACAAGAAGGAAGCCCACAAGAUCAUGAAAGACUUGAUCAAGGUGGCAAUCAAAAUCGGAAUCCUCUACCGGCACAACCAGUUCAGCCAGGAGGAGGUGGUUACCGUGGAGAAGCUCAGGAAGAAGCUGAACCAGACCGCCAUGACCAUCGUCAGCUUCUACGAGGUGGAAUACACCUUUGACAGGAACGUGCUCUCCAAGCUCCUGCACGAGUGCAAGGACCUGGUGCAUGAACUGGUGCAGCGACACCUGACGCCCCGGACCCACGGGCGCAUCAACCACGUCUUCAACCACUUUGCCGACGCGGAGUUCCUCGCCACCCUUUACAGUCUGGAUGGAGACUGUCGGCCCAACCUCAAGAGAAUGUGCGAAGGAAUCAACAAAUUGCUAGAUGAGAAAGUCCUCUGAAUGCCUUCUCUCCUCCUGGACUUUGCCGACUCCAGUCGCAGCACCCGGUGUGGUCCAGGUUAGAGCCCAGAAAACAGGAAACCCUUGUCCCAGAUGCCCGUGUCCUGCCCUCGUUACCUGUCUGCUGUUGAGGCCGGAUUUCACUCAGGUGUGUUUUCCCCCUGAGCCCACUGACGAGCUCUGCACUUCCAAUCACCUUGGUCUGCCAGCAUGAAGGACAUUUCAUCUCUUCUAAGCGGAAGUCUGCUGGGCUCAUCAAGGUGAGCUCGCUUCAUCUCGUGGUGUGACGGAGCCCUGGACCAGGAGUUGGAGGACACGGUUCCCAGCUUCACCAGUACGGCCAUCCUCGGGAUCCUGGGACCACGAUGCCCGCCUGCCUACCUCCCAGGGCUGCUGUGAGGCCGCGUACGUUCACGCUUUUGAAACUCUAACGUAAGGUCUUAUAUUUUCUCUCUGGAGUGUGAGAGGGAUCGACCUGCAUCUAGACUACUGCAGUAGCAGAGAAGAAACGAGUAAUAGUGUCUAGUGGGCCGGGUUUACAGUCUGUCUCUACAUGUGCUGUUUCAGAAUGAAUACAAAGGUAUGAAGAAGCAUAGCUGCAGGUUAGAAAAAUGUUUUCCAAGAGUUGUGUUUUUUAGGUGCCAGGUGCAGGUUUAUGAUCCUGCAGAGGGAGUCUUCCCAGCAGGGUGGGGUGUGGAGUUUCCCACUCCCGACACAGGGGCAGAGAACUGUGCCCCCUGCAGGCCCGGCCUCCCCCUCCGAGGGGCGCCGCCCCGUGAGCUGCGGGAGGGCUCAUCCCAGCAGCGCGGGAGAGCGGGCAGAACGAACCCCAUCCAUCCCUCCUGGCCUUUCACAGUCCCAUUGUGCUAGUUUCUUUGGUUUGUCAAUAAAUUGAAACUGCCCUUCAAACAAGAGGUUUUGGAGUUGUGAUUCCAAAAUAAAAUACCUUGGAGUUCGAUACAGCGUUAGGAACAACGGGACUGAAUGCAGACAGUGAUAUCAGGAGCAGUGCA